Messenger RNA from Candidula unifasciata, 1329 nucleotides. The record is from the annotation of a GenBank genome assembly. Lineage: Eukaryota; Metazoa; Mollusca; Gastropoda; Stylommatophora; Geomitridae.
AUGUGUUUUGUGAUAAUGGCCGUGUUAAGAUCUCGUUCUAAAAAGGUUCUGGUUUUGCUAGCUGUUUUUCUGACUAUGGUUUUCAUGAAGGGCCAGUUGUUCGAUGACCAGAGUGACAGCAACAAUAAACGAAACAGCGUUUUUGGCAAGUUAAACAGAAACAGUGGAGGCAGUCGAGCAAACUACGGCGUGCCAGAAGUGGACGAGCUCAUCGACUGGUACCUGACGAAGCAACAUAUAUUUGAAUCGCGGUACACUCUGCUGGCAAACGAGCCGUACGCCGAGUUCCUACUGAAGCUAGAUAGAAACAGACCUAUAGGUGACGGUUUGAAGAUGGACCUGCCUGAGAAUGGACAUUCCUGGCAGCGAUUCUACCGUGAAAUCGAACAGUAUGCCCUCUACAACCCACACACAAAGGACACAGUCAAGGAGCUGCUACGAGAACUGGCGACUACUCCCAUCGCUAAGACAGAAGAGAGGUUGGAAUACAGUCAAGCCACACUUAUCGUCACCCUCAGUAAUGGAGCUCAGGGUGUAUUCAAGGGAAAGAGUUUCGGGAGAGAUUACCAGACACCACCAGACCUGAUGUACUUCAGUGAGUUUGACCGCCACAAUGCCGAGAUAGCUGCCUUUCAUCUGGACAAGAUAUUGGGCUUCUACAGAGCACCCCCAUCAGUUGGCAGGUGGAUCAACGUGUCUUCAGAAGUGACUCCCGGACCGAAAAUGUUGAUGUAUCAGUCUCCAGUCGGCAACAGCUGUUUCCUGGUCCGGUGUAGACAGUACCCCAGCAGCAUGUAUGGUUUCUGUGGAGAGCCCCAGAUGCUGGAAGGAUCCCUGACCAUUGUCCUGCCCGGGAGGCUAGUCCCCGACAGACACCACCAUCACCGGCACCCGUGGGCGAGAACAUACAAUAUAUCAAAGGCACCCUGGGAACUUAGUGAGGAUUACUGUGAGAAAGUGGUCAAGAAUGACCUCAGGUUUAGUCGUGGUCGUAUUCUGAUGGACCUUAUAGACCUUGCCGUCUUUGAUUUUCUUACAGGUGAGUUUUCAAAAGCCAACUACGACUGCAACUCCUGUCUGGCGCCAUUAAAACAGUGCUGUCUGAUAAGGCAGUCCACGAUGGUUAAACUCAUCAAACUCUACCGGGGUCCAGACAGUCUCAGCGGUCUGCUGAGAACCUCCUUGAACUCUGACCCUGUGGCACCAGUUUUGCUUAAAAACCAUCUGGAUGCCGUUGACAGACGUUUGGGGAAAGUUUUGAAAACUGUUAGUGAUUGUAUCAGUAACAAGGGAUCUUGGGAUAAUGUUGUUAUUGAUGACGAGUUCUAG